CAAAAUAGGAAAUAUACAAUGAUAUGUAGCAUUACUAUACAUUAUAUAAUAUCAUAUGUGUUUGUGUAUUUAUAUAUGCUUCAACUAAUGCUUCUAUAGAAAUUCUGUAAAACCAGUUUCUACUUUCUAGUACCCCUUAGCCAAUACACACUUGAAGCUAUCCUAAACCAUGAGCUGGUGGUUCAACAGAUCUGUCAAUGGUUGUAAACAGAAGAAAAUUCAAGAAAAUGGAGUUCAACAACAACAGAAUGGAGAUAUCCAAAGUUUUAAGAGUGUUGCCCUAAUAGUUGGUGUCACGGGCAUAGUUGGCAGCAGUUUGUCUGAGAUUCUUCAAUAUACCGACACCCCUGGCGGCCCAUGGAAGGUCUACGGUGUGGCCCGCCGCCCCCGGCCGACGUGGUUAGCCAAAAGCCAUGUUGAAUAUGUCCAAUGUGAUGUUACAAACACAGAAGAAACAAUUUCCAAGAUUUCUUCUCUAACUGAUAUUACUCAUAUUUUCUAUGUUUCUUGGAUGGGAAAUGAAGAUUGUAGCAUGAAUGCUGUCAUGUUCCAAAACAUCCUUAAUUCAGUCAUACCAAAUGCUCCAAAUCUCCAACAUAUUUGCCUCCAAACUGGAAGCAAACACUAUAUUGGACUGUUCGAAACGGAUACACCAGAAUCACACGACACACCAUAUUCCGAGGACUUAGCUCGACUGAAGCAACCGAAUUUCUAUCAUAAUCUUGAAGACAUUCUCUUUGAAGAAACGGCGAAAAAGGGCUUAACAUGGUCGGUCCACCGGCCUGCACUAAUUUUUGGUUUCUCCCCAUGUAGCCUGAUGAAUAUUGUUAGUACUCUUUCUGUUUAUGCUGCAAUUUGCAAGCAUGAGAACAAGCCUUUAGUAUAUCCCGGAUCGAAGGCUUCGUGGAAUUGUUUCGUAGAUGCUGCAGAUGCCGAGUUGGCUGCCGAGCAUCAGAUAUGGGCUGCUGUCGAUCCAAACGCCAAAAAUCAGGCUUUCAAUUGUACUAAUGGAGAUCUUUUCAAGUGGAAACAUAUAUGGAAAGUUUUGGCCAAUCAAUUUGACUUGGAGAUGGUGGGAUAUAUCGAAGGAAACGAGCAAGUUAGCAUGGAGGAAUUGAUGAAGGAUAAGGACUCCGUGUGGGACGAGAUUGUGAAAAAGAAUAAUUUGAUGCCUACUAAGUUGAAGGAAAUUGCUGCAUUUUGGUUUGCUGAUAUUGCAUUUUGUCUUGAGAAUGUGCUGAGCAGUACGCACAAAAAUAGGUUGCAUGGUUUUAUGGGGUUCAGAAAUACUUAUACAUCAUUUGUUUCUUGCAUUGAUAAAAUGAGGGCUUAUAGGUUUAUUCCUUGAAGAAGUGUGUUUUGUACUUGAUUUGAUGAUGCUUUGUGUUUUGAGUGUAAUAUAAAGCAAGUAAUGACUUGUCGAUCACCAAACAUUUCAAUCAAAACAAUGGUGUUUACCCGUUUUUAAUGUAUUA
Olea europaea var. sylvestris is the source of this 1475-nucleotide messenger RNA. RefSeq names its product iridoid synthase-like. The coding region runs from base 170 to 1348 and encodes 392 amino acids. The record is from RefSeq and is a predicted model, not a curated record. The transcript is spliced from 2 exons. Lineage: Eukaryota; Viridiplantae; Streptophyta; Magnoliopsida; Lamiales; Oleaceae.